Molecule: messenger RNA, 1183 nt
Organism: Hyaena hyaena (striped hyena)
Lineage: Eukaryota; Metazoa; Chordata; Mammalia; Carnivora; Hyaenidae
Gene: TMED3
Product: transmembrane p24 trafficking protein 3
Exons: 3
Coding region: 16-684 (222 amino acids)
Biological process (GO): intracellular protein transport; endoplasmic reticulum to Golgi vesicle-mediated transport; Golgi organization
Cellular component (GO): endoplasmic reticulum-Golgi intermediate compartment; COPI vesicle coat; endoplasmic reticulum
Source: RefSeq, a predicted model, not a curated record
CCGGCCCCGAGCGCCAUGGGCCCCGCGGGCGCGCGCCCCGGCUCCGCGCCGCCGCCGCCGCUGCUGCUGCUGCUGCUGCUGCUGCUCCGGGCCGAGCGGCCGCGGGGCGCCGAGCUCACGUUCGAGCUGCCCGACAGCGCCCGGCAGUGCUUCCACGAGGACGUGCCGCGGGGCGCCAAGUUCUCCCUGGACUACCAGGUCAUCACCGGAGGUCACUAUGACGUGGACUGCUACGUGAAGGACCCCCUGGGAAAGACCAUCUACAGGGAAACCAAGAAGCAGUACGACAGCUUCACGCACCGGGCUGAGGUCAAGGGCGUUUAUCAGUUUUGCUUCAGCAACGAGUUCUCCACCUUCUCCCACAAGACUGUCUACUUUGACUUCCAAGUGGGCGACGAGCCCCCCAUCCUCCCAGACAUGGGGAAACGGGUCACGGCCCUCACCCAGAUGGAGUCCGCCUGCGUGACCAUCCACGAGGCCCUGAAGACGGUGAUUGACUCGCAGACGCAUUACCGGCUCCGCGAGGCCCAGGACCGGGCGCGGGCAGAGGAGCUCAACAGCCGCGUCUCCUACUGGUCUGUGGGCGAGGCCGUCGCCCUGUUGGUGGUCAGUUUCAGCCAGGUGCUGCUGCUGAAGAGCUUCUUCACCGAGAGGCGGCCCGUCCCCCGGGGGGCGCUCUCCUAGUCCCCGCGCCGUGCCUGGCACCGAGCUGCCAUCCUGGGUCAGGGCUCCUGCUGGGCCGGAGGCAGCGCCGCCCGGGGAGGUGCACACGCCUGGUCCCCGGUGGCCAGCGGCCGGUGCCGGAGACGCAUCUGACCACAUCGCGUGGGUAACACGGAGAAAAGCACGUGGUCAGGCAGGGACAGGCCGCUUGCGGGGCCCGCAGGAGGGGACCGGCUCUGGCCCGAGGGGGAAGCCCGAGUGCCCAGCCUCCCGAGGGCGGCUCCGGGUGCCAGGGUCAUCCGGCUUCUGUGCGGAGGGAGGGGCCCUCUGGCGGCUGCGUCCCGUGGGCCCUGUGCCUGGAGAAGACGGGCCUGGGGCGGCCGCGCAGAAAGCCCCACCCCAGGCGAGCAGGGGCACCGUGCGGCACCGGGAGGAAGCUGGUGGCCGGGAGCCCUCAUCGGCCGUGGGUCCCCUGGAGGCAGCACGUAGGUUAAUAAAAACGAAGCCCAAGCACUGGGGA